Callorhinus ursinus (northern fur seal) is the source of this 2256-nucleotide messenger RNA. NCBI's taxonomy places the organism in Eukaryota, Metazoa, Chordata, Mammalia, Carnivora, Otariidae. The record is from RefSeq and is a predicted model, not a curated record.
AUGCCAGGCAGCGGCCCUAACGAGAGGAUGACAUGGCCUGGGCCGGCCCUCCCCGCGGCACCCCCAACGCGCCCUCUCUCCUCAGCCCCGGGGACACCACCCAUCCCGCCCCUCACCCGGACCCGCAGCCUCAUGGCCAUGUCCCUGCCGGGCAGUAGACGGGCCUCUGCUGGAUCCCGCAGGCGCACCUCUCCCCCCGUGAGCGUGCGGGACGCCUACGGCACCUCCUCUCUCAGCAGCAGCAGCAACUCGGGCUCCUGCAAGGGCAGCGACAGCAGCCCCACGCCCAGGCGCUCCAUGAAGUACACACUGUGCAGCGACAACCACGGCGUCAAGCCCCCCACCCCGGAGCAGUACCUGACCCCCCUGCAGCAGAAGGAGGUGUGCAUCCGGCACCUGAAGGCCCGGCUGAAGGACACCCAGGACCGGCUGCAGGACCGGGACACCGAGAUCGAUGACCUGAAGACACAGCUGUCGCGCAUGCAGGAGGACUGGAUCGAGGAGGAGUGCCACCGCGUGGAGGCCCAGCUGGCCCUGAAGGAGGCGCGCAAGGAGAUCAAGCAGCUCAAGCAGGUCAUCGACACAGUCAAGAACAACCUGAUUGAUAAGGACAAGGGGCUGCAGAAGUACUUCGUGGACAUCAACAUCCAGAACAAGAAGCUGGAGACGCUGCUACACAGCAUGGAAGUGGCCCAGAACGGCACGGCCAAGGAGGACGGCACCGGGGAGUCGGCCGGCGGGUCCCCUGCCCGCUCCCUCACCCGCAGCUCCACCUACACCAAGCUGAGUGACCCCGCCGUCUGCGGCGACCGCCCCCCCAGCGACCACCCUGGGGCCUCUGCCGAGGACGGGGCUGACAGUGGCUUCGCGGGGCUGACCGAGGACACGCUGAGCCGGACGGACGCGCUGGAGGCCAGCAGCCUGCUGUCGUCGGGGGUGGACUGCGGCCCCGAGGAGGGCUCACUGCACAGCAGCUUUGGCCUGGGACCCCGCUUCCCCGCCAGCAACACCUACGAGAAGCUGCUGUGUGGCCUGGAGGCCGGGGUGCAGGCCAGCUGCAUGCAGGAGCGCGCCAUCCAGACGGACUUCGCGCAGUACCAGCCGGACCUGGACGCCAUCCUGGAGAAAGUGACCCAGGCCCAGGUCUGCGGGGCAGUCCCUGAAUUGGGGGUCGGGGAUCCAGAGCUGGAGCCCCAACCCCCGGGGCCCAAAGACCCCAGCUCCGCCGUGGUGGUGACGGUGGGUGACGAGCUGGAGGCCCCGGAGCCCAUCACCCGAGGGCCCAGCGCGCACUGGCCGGGUGCCAACCGCAGCCCCGGCCCGUCGGUGAGCGUGGCGUGCCCGCUGGAAGAGGAGGAGGCGGCCGCCGCCGAGAAGGAGCCCAAGAGCUACUGGAGCCGCCACUACAUCGUGGAUCUGCUGGCCGUGGUGGUGCCGGCCGUGCCCACGGUGGCCUGGCUCUGCCGCUCGCAGCGGCGCCAGGGCCAGCCGGUUUACAACAUCAGCUCGCUGCUAAGGGGCUGCUGCACUGUGGCCCUGCACUCCAUCCGCAGGGCCAGCUGCCGCUCGCUGAGCCCACACGGCCCGAGCGCCGCGGCAGGCAGCUCCCAGCUCCGCCCCCUGCCCUCAGUCCAGCCUUCUGGGCCAGUAUUACCUCCUCGCCCAGAGUACAGGCCACCGGCCCAGGACUCGGAGCCGGGGUCUGCAACCCCUGGGCCCCGGCUGCAGUUCCAGCGUCUUCAGGCUGCUCCCGGCUGUGGGAUUCGGAAGCCUAGUCUGGCCAUAGGCGCGGGCCGGAGGAAAGACGGGGCGAUGUUGGGCACGAGGCGGCAGAGCGCAGCGUGGCUUCUGUGUCUGUUCGUCCUGGACCUUCCCCAGGCUCCGCUUCCCUCUCGGCGCGUCUGGCUGUGUCAGAUCGUUCUUCCCAUGAGAGCUGAGCCGGACAGGCUAGUGCUGGGGCUGGAGCCUCUGCGGGCCCCGGAGGAGGAGGCGGCGGCUGGCAGCUGUGUGUUUGUGGGGGGGGGAACCUCCUCCAGCCCUUCUGAGACAAGCCGCUCCGUCCCGCCGGAGGACGCCCUGCUGAAGGGCCGCGCCCGAGCGUCGAGGGUCUUCUCUCUUGGGGCCUUCAACGGGCUUUUCCUCCUCGGGUCAGUGGAGGCCGUGGCUCCGCGCCCGGCCCCGGGACACACCCCGAGAGCACGCGGGCAGGCGGCCCUGGCCCGGGCCCUGGCGCGCACGCGCGUGCGUGCUCAGUAG